This is a messenger RNA of Dufourea novaeangliae, 2385 nucleotides long. RefSeq names its product CAS1 domain-containing protein 1. The transcript has 11 exons. The coding region runs from base 1 to 2385 and encodes 794 amino acids. The record is from RefSeq and is a predicted model, not a curated record. Lineage: Eukaryota; Metazoa; Arthropoda; Insecta; Hymenoptera; Halictidae.
AUGACUUCAGCGGAACACUUUAUUAGUUUAAUCACAGUAGCAAGUGCUAAAAAGUUGGCUACUGCACUUGUCUUAUGUUUUAUUCUGUAUCAUGGAUUAAUGCACCUUAUUUAUGGUAGUGAUUCCUGUAAGUGGUUGUUAACAGAAGGAAGAUACAAAGGGGAUAAAGAAUGGCAACCUCAUGGUUGUAUGAUGCAUUAUUACACCCAAACAGACAGUCGAAGAUGCUUGAGGUAUCUAGCUUUCAUGGGCCACCGGAAUCAUUUUGCACUCAUUGGAGAUGAUAGAAUCAGGCAGUUGUACAAGUCUUUUAUAUCACAAUUUAUAGUAGAUGGAAAGUCAUCGGAUUUAACAGAUUUACCACAAAAUUCAGAUUUAAAUUUCAAUGAUGCCCAGCUUAGAUUAAAUGUACAGUUUUUAUGGAGACCUCGAUUGGACAAUUCUAUGAUAGAAGAUCUCAGAGGCUGGAUGAAAUCUGAUGCACCCAGUUUGAUUGUUGCAGGCAAUGCAGCUAUGACAAUUCUUGCAAACAAUAAUAGCGAUACUCAGUUGUAUUCUGAAUACAACAUGGGAUUAGUAAGGCUUGUACAGCCAGUAGAUUUUUUAUCUAAAAAGAAUACACGAUUUUUAUGGGUGCUACAGGAUCCUGUGUUGAAAGAAAGAUUACCAGCUCAGUUAGCGGGUAUAGAUAAUAAGCAGAUCAAUUUGUGCAAUAAGGCAGCAGUAAAGAUACUAUCCCAUAGCGAAGUAAAUUUAUGGGAAAGCAGUAAACUCGUUGGCACAGGUGUUUUAGAACAAAGUCCAGACGGAUACUUGGCUAGUCCUCUGUCCUUAAGACACAAAGUUCAAAUACUAUUAAACACUUACUGCAAUGAUCAUAUGAACUUCGAUGAUGGUAGCUGUUGUAGUUAUCCAGAACCAGCGACAACGUUACAAUUACUAAGUUUGUCUGGUCUGGCUCUAUGUAUAAUAAUUGGUGGUGGAAUGUGGUUGUACAGAAAGUUUUGUCAGUAUCGGACCGAAAUAUCCUAUCUACGCGUCACCACCACCGAACUGGAGAAUAUUGAAGAAGCAAAUACUUCUGAAGUUAUGCAGAUCGAACAACCUGAAGUACAAGACUUUUAUACAUUGAUGACGUCCUUGGCUCUUUUAUCCAUCAUUUUAGCUUACUUUUACUUGUGCGAUAGAACAAAUUUCUUCAUGAAAGAGAAUAAAUAUUAUAGCGAGUUCAGUUUCUGGUUACCACUCGGAUAUAUACUGGCUCUUGGAUUAUUUUUCACCGAGGAUAGAGAAAGAGGACCAAGGACUUUGAACCGGGAACAAACAGACGAGUGGAGAGGGUUAAUGCAAGCUGUGGUUUUAAUAUACCAUGUCACUGGAGCCAAGAACGUCUUACCUAUCUAUAUGUACUUAAGAUUAAUCAACUCUGCAUAUUUAUUUCUGUCUGGAUAUGGACAUUUCUGUUACUUUUGGCAGACCGGUGAUGUUUCUCUUGUUAGAUUUACUAGAGUAAUGUUUAGACUGAACUUUUUAACAGUCUCAUUGUGUCUUUGUAUGAACAGACCGUAUCAAUUUUAUCAUUUCGUUCCAUUGGUCUCGUUCUGGUUUUUAGUCAUCUAUUUCUUAGCAUGGUUGCCACCGAGAAUAUAUUCCGGCAGCUUAACCGAAUACGGCCCGAGAGCUUUACUCUAUCUUGCGUUGAAACUUUUAGGCCUUGUUUCGAUGAUUACUAUAUUAUACGUUUCGGAGGUGUUCUUUGAAAAAGUUUUUGUAACAAGACCUUGGAAAGCACUGUUUGUAACAACAGACGAUGACAUACGUGAAUGGUGGUCACGUUGGAGGGUGGACAGAUACAGUGUGGCAUGGGGUGUAACUUUCGGAGCGGGUCUUGUUGCUUUGCAAAGGAUAGAUCACAUUCCAGGAACUGCGUUAUCUUCUGUGCUGGCACUGAUUUCUUUAACAGCUUAUACUACAUUCACUAUACUGUGUCACUCAGUAUCGGAGUGUGAAGAAAUUCAUUCAUACGUGGCGUUUAUACCGAUUAUAGGAUAUAUAGCACUGAGAAAUGCAUCUUUAGCAUUGCGCAGUAAACAUUCAGCUCUCUUGGCUGGUUUAGGACGAAUCAGUUUAGAAACUCUAGUCGCACAGGGCCAUAUCUGGCUAGCAGCAGAUUCACAUGGUGUGUUAGUGUUACUACCAAGAUUUCCAGUAUUAAAUUUAUUAGUCACAUCAUUUAUCUUUAUAUGCGCGAGUCACGAAAUACAUAGAUUGACCCAGAUUCUGGCACCGUACGCAGUACCAAAUGAUUGGAGACUGGUCGCUCGUAAUUUGUUAUUAUUUAUUGCAAUCCUUGUACCAAUAGGUAUCCACGAUGGAAUGUUUUGA